Messenger RNA from Protopolystoma xenopodis, 450 nucleotides. The record is from the annotation of a GenBank genome assembly. Lineage: Eukaryota; Metazoa; Platyhelminthes; Monogenea; Polystomatidea; Polystomatidae.
AUGCCUGCUUCAGGCCGAAUGACGCGCAGCUACACUGCGAAUACACCUAGUCUUGGUGGAGGGAGACCCUUUACACGUCGUCCGCUCUCUGGAAUACGCCAGAAAUUAAGCCGUCCGACAACAGUGACAUCUUUUGGCGUAACAUCUGCUUGCCAAACACGACCUGCUAGCCGUCAGACGCGAUUUGGUCUCUCCUGCCAGGCCAAAUGGGCUUUGCUGAACAAACAGGUGGUGGCUAGUGUCCAGCGCCGUGAAACAGCCGAACGUCUCGAGCACGACAUGUCUACAUGGAUGCGUGAACGACAAUCUCUUGGGCGCCGUCUUGCUCGUGUAAAACGCAGACUGGCGCGAGAGGAAGUUCGGUUGACCAGUGCCGAAGAAUCAGGAAAAGAGUCUUCUCAGAUGGAACGACUUCGCACACGAGUUCAACAGAGUCAUGAACAGGUUUGA